UGCAACCUGCCGGGGCGGCUCUGGUGGCCGCAGCCGCCCGAGUGGCCGCCACCACAGACACCUCCGGAGGGAUCCAGUUGAGGAGAGGCAGAGGUGUCGCUGGCCCCGGCCUUUGCCUAGGCCCUCACUGGACACUCAAGGGGGACUCCAGGUUAUGGGUGCUACAUGUGUGCUUUCAGAGCAGUAGUGUGAGGAAGCUUGAAGUGGGAUGGCAGGACGGCCUCAUCCUUAUGACAGUAACUCCAGUGAUCCAGAGAAUUGGGAUCGGAAAUUGCAUAGUAGACCUCGUAAACUUUAUAAACAUUCAAGUACUCCCUCACGUGUUGCUAAAGGAGUUGUCAACCACACCAAAAUGAGUCUACAUGGUGCUAGUGGGGGACAUGAGAGAUCAAGAGAUAGACGAAGGUCAAGUGACAGAUCGAGAGAUUCAUCUCAUGAAAGAACAGAAUCUCAGCUCACUCCUUGUAUUAGAAAUGUUACUUCUCCAACACGACAGCACCAUGUUGAACGAGAAAAAGAUCACAGUUGCUCUCGUCCAAGCAGCCCUCGUCCUCAAAAAGCAUCUCCAAAUGGUUCCAGCACCAGUGCUGGGAACAGCAGCAGAAACAGCAGUCAGUCCAGUUCAGAUGGUAGCUGUAAAGCAUCUGGGGAGAUGGUGUUUGUAUAUGAAAAUGCAAAAGAAGGAGCUCGGAAUGUAAGAACGUCAGAACGAGUAACGCUAAUAGUGGAUAACACUAGAUUUGUUGUAGAUCCAUCUAUUUUUACUGCACAGCCAAAUACAAUGUUGGGCAGGAUGUUUGGAUCUGGCAGAGAACAUAACUUUACACGUCCUAAUGAGAAGGGAGAGUAUGAGGUGGCAGAGGGAAUUGGCUCCACUGUCUUUCGAGCUAUUCUGGAUUACUAUAAAACAGGAAUAAUCCGUUGUCCUGAUGGCAUAUCUAUUCCUGAACUGAGAGAAGCAUGUGACUAUCUUUGUAUCUCUUUUGAAUAUAGUACUAUUAAAUGUAGAGAUCUCAGUGCACUAAUGCAUGAGUUAUCAAAUGAUGGUGCUCGUAGACAGUUUGAAUUUUAUCUGGAAGAAAUGAUCCUGCCUCUCAUGGUAGCUAGUGCUCAGAGUGGGGAACGAGAAUGCCACAUAGUGGUGCUUACGGACGAUGAUGUGGUUGAUUGGGAUGAAGAGUAUCCACCACAGAUGGGAGAAGAGUAUUCACAAAUUCACCUUUUAAGGGAGAUAACUCCACCUGAAAGAGAGAAGGCGAGGAAGGUCCAUCAGUCUAACUCCUUGAAGUCCUCAGCACAUUUGGAAGACUCAACGUGUUUUAUUUAUAGCACAAAAUUAUAUAGAUUUUUCAAGUACAUUGAAAACAGAGAUGUGGCCAAAUCAGUUUUGAAGGAGCGGGGUCUUAAGAAGAUUAGAUUGGGAAUAGAAGGUUAUCCUACCUACAAAGAAAAAGUAAAGAAAAGGCCUGGGGGCCGCCCAGAAGUGAUUUAUAACUAUGUCCAAAGACCCUUUAUCCGAAUGUCCUGGGAGAAGGAAGAAGGAAAGAGUCGGCAUGUAGACUUUCAGUGUGUAAAGAGUAAAUCUAUCACCAACCUUGCAGCAGCUGCCGCAGACAUUCCCCAGGACCAGCUGGUAGUCAUGCACCCAACUCCGCAAGUAGAUGAGCUGGAUAUUCUCCCUAUCCAUCCCCCUUCUGGCAACAAUGACCUCGAUCCUGAUGCACAGAAUCCAAUGCUGUGAUGCUGAUGUUCCUUGAAACCAUAGCAUGCUACUCUUCACAGUGACGUUGCACUCUCCUCAUUCUGCACUGCAAAGCCACUCUCUUCAUUGUGAGAUGCACAUAACAAUGUUUAGGAUAUUGCAGUGUAGGCUUUUUUAAAGACCAAAGGUAGCUGAAUGGUUUUUUAAAUGAGUACAACUCUAGCAUCCUGAGGUUCCAGUUAUAUAAAUGUAUUUGUUUACCAGUAGGUUUGUGAAAUUGGUUCUUUGUAUGGGGGACAGUCCUUUUUCACAUAUCUAGAUCUUUUCAGAAGUGGUGGAAAUUGGCAGCUGGGGUACUUUCAGUCGGGAUUGAUAUUUGUCACGCCCCAGAUAAAAUGCAGAAUAUUAUAUAGUUGCACUUUAUAAAUGGUGGUUAAAUGGAACUGUUCAAGCCAUUUUUAUAGUUGUGUGAUGCACAAAAUAACUUAAAUUAAGUGCUUCUAUCAAAGUAUUCCUUCAGUAAAAUGUGUAUAGUUUGCUGCCCAUGAUGAGCAAAAAAUGAGUAUUUAUCAUUGGGUUUAUUUGAACGAUUAGAAUGAGAUUCAAAACCCCUAUUUUAUCAGUUAUCUCCAGCGCCACUUUCACCCUUUUAGAGUGAGUCACCUGCAGGGAGUGUGAGCAUUGGAGGGGUUUAUUAUCCAGUCUGCCUUACCCUUAAUCUGUUCACAGAUAUUUAUUUACUAAUGAUUUUUUUCUUAAGAGUUAUGGGAUAGGAAAAUGAAGUGUUUGCUCUUCAUUUACUAAAUGAUUGUAAACUCGAGUUUUUCAUCAAAAUAAAAUUCCAUUGUUUUAA
Molecule: messenger RNA, 2555 nt
Organism: Equus quagga
Lineage: Eukaryota; Metazoa; Chordata; Mammalia; Perissodactyla; Equidae
Gene: BTBD10
Product: BTB domain containing 10
Exons: 10
Coding region: 209-1741 (510 amino acids)
Biological process (GO): positive regulation of phosphorylation
Cellular component (GO): cytoplasm
Molecular function (GO): protein binding
Source: RefSeq, a predicted model, not a curated record